AUGGUUCAAUCCUCCGUUCUCGGUUUCCCCCGUAUGGGACGCCUGCGUGACCUCAAGAAGGCCACCGAGGCGUACUGGGGUGACAAGAUCUCUCGCGAUGAGCUCCUCGCCGAGGGUAAGAGACUCCGUAGCGAGCACUGGAAGAUCCAGAAGGAUGCCGGUGUCGAUGUCAUCCCCAGCAACGACUUUGCCUUCUACGAUCAGGUUCUCGACCACAUCCAGCUCUUCGGUGUCAUCCCCGAGCGCUACAGCAAGUAUGGUCUCCACCCCGUGGACGAGUACUUCGCCAUGGGCCGUGGUCUCCAGAAGCCCGCCAAGGAUGGCCAGGAGGCCAUCGACGUUCCCUCUUUGGAAAUGGUCAAGUGGUUCGACUCGAACUACCACUACGUCAAGCCCACCCUCCAGGACACCCAGACUUUCAAGCUGAACGCCGACCCUAAGCCCGUCCGCGAGUUCCUCGAGGCCAAGGAGGCUGGCGUCGUCACCCGCCCCGUCAUCCUGGGUCCCGUCUCUUUCCUGACCCUCGCCAAGGCCGACCGUGGCCAGACUCUGGACCCCAUCUCCAAGAUCGAUGCCCUGCUCCCCGCCUACGUGGAGCUCCUGACCAAGCUCAAGGAGGCCGGUGCCACCGAUGUCCAGAUCGAUGAGCCCGUCCUGGUCUUUGACCUCCCCGAGAAGUCCAAGGCUGCCUUCAAGCCCGCCUAUGAGAAGCUGGGCUCCCUGGGUGCUUCCGCCCCCCGCCUGCUCCUCGCCACCUACUUCGGUGACAUCGUCCACAACAUCGAGGUUCUCCCCGCCCUGCACAGCCUCCACGGCAUCCACGUCGACCUGGUCCGCCACCCCGAGCAGCUCGACACCAUCGUUGGUGCCCUCGGCCCCAACCAGGUCCUCUCCGCCGGUGUCGUUGACGGCCGUAACAUCUGGAAGACCAACUUCAAGGCCGCCAUCGAGAAGGUCGAGCUGGCCAUCCAGAAGCUCGGCAAGGACCGUGUCAUCGUUGCCACCUCCAGCUCUCUGCUGCACGUCCCCCACACUCUCGCCAGCGAGAAGACCCUCGACGCCGAGGUCCGUGACUGGUUCAGCUUCGCCGUCGAGAAGACCGCCGAGGUCGUCGUCAUCGCCAAGGCCGUCACCGAGGGCCCCGCCGCCGUCAAGGAGCAGCUCGAGGCCAACGCCGCCUCCGUCCAGUCGCGUGCCUCCUCCAAGCGCACCAACGACCCCCAGGUGAAGGAGCGCCAGGCCGCCGUCUCCGACGCCAUGCACAACCGCAAGUCCGAGUUCACCACCCGUAUCGCCGAGCAGAGCAAGUCCAUCAACCUGCCCCUCUUCCCCACCACCACCAUCGGCUCCUUCCCCCAGACCAAGGAGAUCCGUAUCCAGCGUAACAAGUUCACCAAGGGCGAGAUCACCCCCGCCGAGUACGAGCAGUUCAUCGAGAAGGAGAUCCGCGAGGUCGUCAAGAUCCAGGAGGAGCUCGACCUCGACGUGCUCGUCCACGGUGAGCCCGAGCGUAACGACAUGGUGCAGUACUUCGGUGAGCGCCUGACCGGCUACGUCUUCACCACCCACGCCUGGGUCCAGAGCUACGGCUCCCGCUGCGUGCGUCCCCCCAUCAUCGUCGGUGACAUCUCCCGUCCCGCCCCCAUGACCGUCAAGGAGUCCAAGUACGCCGUCUCGGUCGCCAACAAGCCCAUGAAGGGCAUGCUCACGGGCCCCAUCACCUGUCUGCGCUGGUCGUUCCCCCGUGACGACGUGCACCAGUCCGUCCAGGCCCAGCAGCUGGCCCUGGCCCUCCGCGACGAGGUCGUCGACCUCGAGGCCGCCGGCAUCAAGGUCAUCCAGGUCGACGAGCCCGCCCUCCGCGAGGGUCUGCCCCUGCGCGCCGGCACCGAGCGCGAGAAGUACCUGCAGUGGGCCGUCAAGGCCUUCCGCCUGGCCACCGCCGGCGUCACCGACGGCACCCAGAUCCACUCCCACUUCUGCUACUCCGAGUUCCAGGACUUCUUCCACGCCAUCGCCGCCCUGGACGCCGACGUGCUCUCCAUCGAGAACAGCAAGUCGGACGCCAAGCUCCUCAAGGUCUUCAUCGACGAGGCCUACCCCCGCCACAUCGGCCCCGGUGUGUACGACAUCCACUCGCCCCGUGUCCCCAGCGAGCAGGAGAUCAAGGACCGCCUCGAUGAGAUGCUCCAGUACCUGCGCCCCGACCAGCUCUGGGUCAACCCCGACUGCGGUCUGAAGACGCGCCAGUGGCCCGAGACCAAGGCCGCCCUGACCAACAUGGUCAACGCGGCCAAGGCCUUCCGCCAGAAGUAUGCCAAAUAA
This is a messenger RNA of Aspergillus candidus, 2325 nucleotides long. Its product is annotated as 5-methyltetrahydropteroyltriglutamate--homocysteine S-methyltransferase. Lineage: Eukaryota; Fungi; Ascomycota; Eurotiomycetes; Eurotiales; Aspergillaceae. Bases 1 to 2325 code for a protein of 774 amino acids. Gene Ontology annotation, molecular function: zinc ion binding; 5-methyltetrahydropteroyltriglutamate-homocysteine S-methyltransferase activity. The transcript is spliced from 3 exons. The record is from RefSeq and is a predicted model, not a curated record.